AUGUAUUUUGCGGCUUUGAUAUUGGUGGUCGAAUACUGGGCCUCUCCUCUUCUGUUUGAUGCUCCCUUUUUCGAUAUUAUGGCUAUUCAAAUGUAUGUUGUGGGAACGGCUGGGUGUCUACUCUUCUCUGCAGCAUUCCAUGCUGCCAAUGCUCACUCAGAGAAGAUUGCAGCGGCCUUCCUAAAACUGGAUUAUCUUGGGAUCAUCAUGGCAAUAUCUACAACCUGCAUCUCUAUUACCUAUUUUGGACUGUACGGCUCCCCAUUCCUCCAGGUCACGUACAUAUCCAUGACCAUGUUUUGUGCGGCCCUGGUAUUUCGGGUUGCACUUGAUCCCCAUAUGGACGGAGCCCAUUCCGGACCUUGGAGGGCAUUGGUCUUCUUUCUUUUGGCAGCGAGUGGUCUUGCUCCGAUCUUCCACGUCGCUGUAUUUGAAGUCGGCACUACUGCCUAUGUCUCUCGAUUUCCUGAAAGGUUCUGGCCACGGAGGUUUGAUUUGUUGGGAGCCAGUCACCAAAUAUUCCACAUCCUGGUGGCUUUCGGCCAGAUUGUUCACCUGUAUGGUCUACGUGACAUCCUCCUUCAGUGCUCUCUGAAUGGGGUGCUGCGCAAUAGUGUCCCUACAGGGUAG
Molecule: messenger RNA, 630 nt
Organism: Aspergillus tanneri
Lineage: Eukaryota; Fungi; Ascomycota; Eurotiomycetes; Eurotiales; Aspergillaceae
Exons: 5
Coding region: 1-630 (209 amino acids)
Cellular component (GO): membrane
Molecular function (GO): signaling receptor activity
Source: RefSeq, a predicted model, not a curated record